CCAUCACCAAGGCAGCCAGGUGGACACGGGAUGAUGCCCUCCCCACUGGGUUUCCCUUCUUGGAUGCUUCCUGGGUACCUGGUAAAUAUGAAAAUAUCCUUUCUCUCACCCUUGUGAACAGAUGGGCUGCAGUUACAAUACCCAAAUGAAUAAAUGUGGGCCCAUUUGAAUAUUUGUAAGAGAUCCUUAAAAUGCAGAAAGCCUUAGAGACAGAUCUCCUGAUAAGAAAGAAGCAGAAGGAAGUCAAUGUCGAUUGGGAAUUCACAGCACCAGGACAGCAAGCAGCUAAGGGAUAGAUCAUUUUUCUAGUAGCAAACUAUUUCUGUGUGUUUUUCUAUAACAGUAAGAUGACCUUUUACUUUUUUUUUUCAAUUAAAUAGUGUAUUGUAAUAGUGGUUUAAAUAGGCUUUUCAAAUAGAGAGAGAUAAAGCUGGAGCUCCAAACUGUUUCAAAGCCUUGAAUUGCAUAUGCCAGUUUGGGUUGCAUUGAAAAUUCAAAAGGAAAAUAUCUGGCAGAGAAGAAGGUUGUACAGGGUUAGGUUUUUUCAAGCUCUACCCGAAUUUUAAUGUUCUUCCAUUUGCAGAAUGCUCACAAGUACCACUGAUCUACCAAGAUUUUCAGGAGGCCAUAAAUCACCCAAAAUAGCCCAAGCCUGUGGGAGUCCCAUGUUGUUGGCUCGGAGUCUGCCGAGGGAGCUCACGAAAUCAGAUGAGCUUGCAGGAGAUCUGGAGGAGAGGGAUGACACCACUCCCCCACCAUCCAGCCCAGAAGACUCGGAGCACGUCCUGCUGACCAGGGACAGUCCUGAAGACUUGAGUACCAAACUCUCCCUUUGCAGUGACCACUCAGUCCAAGCGUUUGCUCUCCCGUACCUGCCCUUCUAUAGAACAUCUUACGUCUUUAUCAGCCCAUCUUCCCUCGUUGCAUCGCGCAUCAGCACAGAAACAGAAGAAAGCUUCAACGAUGGCGAGGUUAACACUAAGCACGAUGAGGAAGCGAGUUAUUCAGCUGUUUCCACAGGAUAUUUUCCAUGUUACAGAACAACUGAAGAGCUUCUUGGCCAGCCACUCACAUAUGGAUUAAAUACAGAGGAAAAAAAGCCUGAUAAUGAUGGGAAAGAUGAAAGUGAAUGUGGAUGUGCACAGGAUGUUGGAGAUGCCAAGAAAACCAUCCCACCAAGUUUGGAGUCAGACAAGAAGGCACUUUCCUCUGUGGCCGAUGAAGGGUCGUCAGCCCACCAGCUCCUAAGAGACAGCACCUCUGAACUCGCCCCAUCAACCACCUCCUUCUCCAGAGGGCUGCCAGGUCUGAAUCAGACCUUUUCCUCCGGUGGGUACUUUCCUACCUACAGGACAGAGGGAGAGCUCUGUCCUGACCUGGCUGUGGGUGAUGGAUUCCUCACAGAGACAGAAGAUUUGGAGAACAAGGAGGGAGAACAAGAGGGAGAAACAAGUAUUUGGGAUCUCUGUGCUGGCUGCGCAGUGUGCUGAGAACAAAGCAAGGGGGUUGUCUUUGUCAGCAAAAGAUUGAGUCAACACAGGCAUGAAUGAGAAGCUCUUGACACCUACAACAACAUGAAAAUCUGCAUGAGUAUGGGGUAAAAAUACUCUUCCCCUCAAACAAAACAAGUGAUAACCUGGACUGCGUAAUGACAGCAGAAAGCAGCAGAGAGGGAAAUGACUGAUUUGGAGGAACCUGGAUAAACUCGCUCUAGAAAACAUCCCAAUGGAGGAGGGUGAGGAAGAGAACUGUAUUUUUCUGUGGCUAAUCCCAAAGGCUAGAUGUUCACUUGAGGGAUGUGCAGCUAUAGGAAAUGGCCAAUGGGAAAAAAAUAAGAAUUAUUUAAAUCUAAGCUGCUUGGAGGAAUUAACCAGAGACAUAAUUUCCAGUAGGGAUUGGGAAAUACAUUUCCUCUCCCCUCCACUACAAUCCUUCCAUUGUAUUAAUGGCAUCUGUUAGACCUGGUUACUGUGCAGAACAGUCAUACACAGGAGAAAAAAAACAACAUUUUUAUUUAAAUUAUUUGUCAGUAAAAUUUUUUGAACACAUUUCCAUUAUGUCUGUCUUCAUUUCACUUGCACAGUCAGUAAUGAAAAUGCUCCUGAUUACUUUAAUAUGUGCAACUAUGAGCUUCUAUAAAACAUCAAGUUUUGACUCCGGAGAACUGGGCAACAGCAUCCAGGAACAACUUGGCUUUGGUGGAUCUUGACCGAUUUCCACCAGAUGAGGAUCUUACCGAAACAAAGGUCAGCACAGCGUUUCCUCUGCAGUUGUGAAAUCUUGCAACACACUCUUCUGCUGCCAGCUGUGUCACCUCUCUGAGACACCACACAAGUUGAUGAAGCUCUUUCCCAUUCCUGCUAUGUGCAUAGACGCUUGCUGUUCGAAAUAGAUGUGUUUGCUCCAAAUAUUUAGUUAAUCUUUGAGUGCUUCUGUAAUGGUGAUGCAUUGGUAUUGACAGCCUGCAGCUCAAUGUACCAGGGCUACCUCUGUUCUCUUAGUGAUUGAAGAGGCAAAACGCAUCAUAUUUAGCUCCAUCUCCAUAGUUAGACCAGUUUUCCCUGUGGAUAACUAUGACACUAAGACCAGGAAGGUGACAGCUUUGCAA
This is a messenger RNA of Calidris pugnax (ruff), 2608 nucleotides long. RefSeq lists its product as uncharacterized. The transcript has 3 exons. Bases 585 to 1490 code for a protein of 301 amino acids. The record is from RefSeq and is a predicted model, not a curated record. NCBI's taxonomy places the organism in Eukaryota, Metazoa, Chordata, Aves, Charadriiformes, Scolopacidae.